Messenger RNA from Colletotrichum costaricense, 2232 nucleotides. RefSeq lists its product as uncharacterized. Gene Ontology annotation, molecular function: polynucleotide 5'-hydroxyl-kinase activity. Gene Ontology annotation, biological process: cleavage in ITS2 between 5.8S rRNA and LSU-rRNA of tricistronic rRNA transcript (SSU-rRNA, 5.8S rRNA, LSU-rRNA). Gene Ontology annotation, cellular component: nucleus. The transcript is spliced from 5 exons. The record is from RefSeq and is a predicted model, not a curated record. The coding region runs from base 1 to 2232 and encodes 743 amino acids. Lineage: Eukaryota; Fungi; Ascomycota; Sordariomycetes; Glomerellales; Glomerellaceae.
AUGGCGACGCCAAAGCGACGGAAGGUCGAGACAUCUGAGGGCUCAAGGCCAAUGAGCGCAUUUGCUUUGAGGCAACAAUUGCUUUCAGCGAGCCCGUCCUUGUCUCCAGCACCUCAAGCCGAAUCUCAGCCGGCCCCUGAUGUUCAAGUAUCAACUCCCACGCCCACACCCAAAGUACGGUCUCCCGCGAAAGGAAGAUCCUCAAAAAGGGUCGCCUCUGCCGAGGAUGAAGCAAUUCAGCACACGCCACAGUCGAAGCCGGAGCAGAGUGCAUCUGCGCCAAUAGCAGGAGCGACAGAAUCCAAUAGCCCUACCGCAGAUCCUGACGAGAUCAACCCGUCAAAGAUUGGACCUCAGCAGUUCUCGACGUUCAGGCCGAGUAAGAGCAACUCUCGCAGAGUGGCAGGAGGCAUCCUAGAGCUAAGACUUCAUGACAGCGAGCGUUUCCUGGUGCUCGGAAGCUAUGGUAUCAAGGUCCUCGAUGGUGAGAUCACUAUAGCAGGGGCGAGCGUUCGACCUCCAGACGGCAUCAAAUGGGUUCAUGCCCCUCACUGCCAUGCGAUCCCCGUGCUGCGCUGCUCGGAGGAGACUAGACUUGAACUGCAUCCUCAUCCCCAGGGUGCAAGUCUGCGCAAGCUUGAACGGCUUUCGCCUCUCUUCCGAAAUUUGUGGCAUGAGCCUGAGGGCAAAGCAAGCAAACGAGGCGCAAAGACCGAUACCUACAAGAUUAUUUGUACCUCUGAAGACGCGCCGAAGCGAGCUCUGAUCCAAGAUCUGCGAUCGCAUCCCGCCUGGAACAAGAAAUUGGCGGGGCUAACGAAGGCGAAACCAGACCAGCCUGCCCUCAGCGUGAUGCUUUGCGGCCCCAAAUCGUCCGGCAAAUCCACUUUUGGCCGUAUACUGGGAAACCGGCUGCUCACGGGCGCCGGCCAACAGACUCGAACCCGGAAAACACCACCAUCAGUCGUUGUGAUGGAGCUAGAUCCCGGGCAGCCAGAGUAUACUCCGGCAGGUACAAUCGCCUUGGUUCAGGUCAGAGAACCCAACUUGAGUCCAUCUUUUGCCCGCAUUGCGGCGAACGAGCAGGAUGUGACCGUUAUGAGAUGUCACUCAAUAGCUUCGGUAUCACCUGCCUCCGAUCCAGAGCUGUAUCUGGAGUGCGCACUCGAUCUGUUUCAACGCUAUCAAGACACAUGUAAAGGGCUGCCGUUGAUCAUCAACACCCCGGGUUGGGUCUUGGGAACAGGGCUGGACCUACUAAGUGAGCUCGUCUCGACGAUCAGGCCAGCCGACGUCAUUUACAUGUCCGAAGACGGCCCUAGGGAGACCAUCGAAGGCUUGCAAGCGGCGUGUAAGACGGCCUUUACGCUGCUUCCCUCACAGCAGUCAGAAUUCACUUCUAGAACCGCGGCACAUCUACGUUCGAUGCAGGCGUUGGCGUAUUUCCACACCAAGAGAAACCCAUCGAAUCAGCUGCUAUGGAACCCUACUCCGCUUUCAUCAUCGCCUCCUUUGAUGGUCGGCUACAAGGGGAAGAACCGCGGCAUCACUGGGAUCAUAAGUUAUGAGUACCAACCGCCGGCAGACCUUCUCGCAGAGACCAUCAACGGGUCUAUCUUGUGUCUAGUCGAGACCGAGGAUGUCAGGGCAUUCACUCGUCUAGCUAGAGAGAGCAUUGACUCUUCCGCUGUGACAUCAAGCGUUGACGUGAUGGACGUCGAUGGUGUCGCGUUGGACUUGGAGGCAAUUAUCGCCAGGACGCCUGAGGGAAUCCCUUAUAUCCCAAACACCGAUGCCCAAACUCUGGAUCCACGAUACGCGCAAACACUGGGCCAGGUGCUAUUGCGAGGCAUCGACACAAAGACUGGCGCUCUCCAGAUCCUCACGCCCAUUCCCCUGCAACGCAUCGAAGCAGCCAAAGCAGCGGGUCACCACUUGUUGCUAGUCCACGGCAAGCUCGACUCCCCCGGCUGGGCUUACAGUGAAGACUUGUACUACCAGUCUUUCAACGGCAGUGAUGUAGAUAACUCCAAGUAUGACACGGUGGAAGUCAUGGACGAGGACACUGAGAGCGACAAGUCAGACGAGGAGCCCGAAAACCUCGAGCUUGCUGGCGACAUUAGCGACACGCCGUGGAUCGAGGUCCUCCAGGGCCACGAGAAGCGUCCCGUGGGGUCGAGGGUGUGGAGAGUCCGGCGCGAUCUCGGGCGGGCCGGGCCGGGCGUUGAAUGA